Messenger RNA from Colletotrichum spaethianum, 246 nucleotides. RefSeq lists its product as uncharacterized. The coding region runs from base 1 to 246 and encodes 81 amino acids. Lineage: Eukaryota; Fungi; Ascomycota; Sordariomycetes; Glomerellales; Glomerellaceae. The record is from RefSeq and is a predicted model, not a curated record. The transcript has a single exon.
AUGACCCCCACCCACCCUGAUCGCUAUCUCGGGCUGAAAUGCCAUUAUAUUAAUUCGUCCCUAGCCCAAACAUUUGGCAUAGGUGUCAUUGAACGCCUAGUCGGCAUCAACCGCAACCCCGCCAACGCCUGGGUCUACAACGGCACCGUGAUCCCCGACAACAUCGCCGUCAGCAUGGGCGAAUACCACAUGCUGGUGAACGAGUGCCAGUUACCAGACCUCACCGCCUUCCGAUCGGAGCGCUAG